Sesamum indicum (sesame) is the source of this 4254-nucleotide messenger RNA. Its product is annotated as alpha/beta-Hydrolases superfamily protein. Lineage: Eukaryota; Viridiplantae; Streptophyta; Magnoliopsida; Lamiales; Pedaliaceae. The record is from RefSeq and is a predicted model, not a curated record.
ACGCGACUACGUCGAAGAAAAUCAAACAGUUUACUUCUCCAACCGUCUUUCUUUGACCGAACUUCCCGAUAUGGCCCCAUCCCUCCGGCGCCAUAGCAUAUAAAAGAAAAAGACAGAAAGAAACAGCGAGGAACAGGCAAAGAAAAUUAUGCUACGAUUGUACAGAUUAUCGCGCCGCUGCAUCCGCCUCCCGUUCCUCCGCCGCGCCCUCUCUUCUCCCUCCUCUCGGAAUCCCGAUAGUUCCUCCGAACCGCUUACUCAUCUCAAGAAUUCUCAAAAUGCCCCUCCCCCGCCCGCCCUCCACCAAAAUUACCAUCCUGCCGCUCUCCCCUCCCCCUCCCCCUUCCUCUUCAAGGCCUCGCUAGUCGCCGCCGUCUCUGCCGCCGCCCUCCUCGCCGCCUACACCAUCUCGCCCUCCAAGGACGACCAUGUUCUCGAGUACCGUGGAAAAACGAAAACAUUUUAUUCAGAAGUCGAAACCGCUAUCGAGAAAUCAAAUGAAUCUAUUAACAAGAUUGUGAAUAAGAUGAAGCAGACCGGCGUCGCGGCAUCCGUUCUAUGGCAGUCACUGAGGUCAGUGAUGUCGUCGGCGAACCACGAAGUUAGGGCGGGGUUCGAGCUGCGGGUUGCAGCAUUGUUGGCUGACAUUGUGGCCGCCAGCGAUAGCCGUAGGGCGGCCAUUGUUGGCGCGGGCGGCGGGGCGGUGGGCCCGAAGGACGGCAAUGGAACCCAGGCUGAAUCUGCUAGGGCGUUGGCGUACUUAAUUGCUGAUCCCAAUGUGUGCGAGGCUGUUUUUGGGAGGCCUCAAGCUGUUCCGAAUUUGUUGAGGUUUAUUUUCUCUGCUCAACCUCCGUCAUCAAAGAAGCAAUCCAAGCGUAGUUCAUUUGGUGUUUCCGACAAAGGCAAGAGCAUGCUUGUUGCAGCAAUUAUGGAUGUUGUCACUUCCAACUGUGACAGUGUAGAGAAAUUAUCGUUAAAGCCAGUGCUACCAAAGAAUGCUGAUAUCAGAGAUAUUGCAGCUGCUAUUGAAGUAAUUGAAGAGGGUGGCAUGCACUGGGAUGAGAAGCAUGGGGAUGAAGAUGAUGAUGAUGGUGGACAAGGAAUGAAGGGUAUUGGAAUGAAGGUUCUCGGAGGUACCACGGUGUUGGGGUUUUCAGGAACUGGUGGAUUUGCCGAAGUGGACCAUUCUGAUUCCUAUAGCUCGGGGAUGCUGAAAAGUGAGCCGAAGAAUCAAUUGCUCAACAAAAUGAAUGAAAGUUCACCAACACAAGCAAAUUUGUCUUCCUCUGUAAUCCCUGGCCUUUGGGAUGAUUUGCAUUCUGAACAUGUGGCUGUUCCAUUUGCUGCCUGGGCAUUAGCUAAUUGGGCAAUGGCGUCUGAAGUCAAUCGGUCCCAUAUUCAAGAACUGGAUCGGGACGGGCAUGCAGUUAUGAGUGCAUUGAUGGCACCUGAGAGAUCCGUAAAAUGGCAUGGGAGUUGGCUGGCUCAGUUGCUUUUGGAGGACCGAAAUCUGCCUUUAAAUGAUUCUGUUUCCGGUUGGAGUUCUAGUCUUCUUUCUACUAUUUCUCAAGCAAGCAAAAAUCAGGACAUACCUUUGGCGCAAGUAGCUUUGUCUGCAUUAUUGGUUUCUAUUGAAAGAAGCCCUGAAGCUCAGGAAGUUGUCAUGGAUAAGGGUCUUCCUUCCAUGAGAGAAGCAGCUAGACAAACGGUAAAGCAUAAACCUAUCCAAGAAGCAUUGGCAAAAGCUUUAGAACUAAUCAGUUCAAGGGAACUGCACAUGUCUCUUGAAGAGAGUCAAAAAUGGUCUGCCAUUCUACUUUCUUGGGUAUUUGGACAAGUCUCCUCUGACACAAUCCGUUCAUCAGCUAUAAAUAUUCUUUCUCACAUUCUUGAAGAUUAUGGGCCAUCUUCUGUUCCGAUCUCUCAAGGAUGGCUGACUAUCUUACUAACGGAUACGCUGAGCUCCAAGAAGGCAACUUUAGCUAAAGGAAGUGCUCAGGUUACAAGUGACAAAGUAAAGACACAAGUUGAUCUGGCAAAUGUUGUCUCUGCAACCCAGACUGCAAAUCAGUUGGCAAAUGCUGUUGUUAAUUUAGCAGGAGCACAACUGGGGACAGCCACCGAGAAUGCAGAUACAUUUCCACUAGCUGAUCUUCUCUCCCUUGAGCCUUUUGCAGGAUCAUUUAAAAAUCUUAAGAAGGACAAACCACCAAAGGUUGCUGCUGCUGAUUCUGCACUGGCCACUCUAAAAGGCAUCAAGGCACUGACAGACAUAUGCGCUGAAGAUCCUUUAUCUCAACAGAAAAUAGCCGAUUUUGGAGUAUUGUGUUUACUUAGGCGCCUUUUGUUGGAAGAUGAUUACGAGCAACUAGCUGCAAUUGAAGCAUAUGACGCAUCACGAGCUCUGGAAGCACAAGGGAGGGUCCCAUCUUCUCCUAGUGAUCCUUCUGUAGUUGACAGUUAUGACCCUUCCAAUUUGCGAGUUCCAGCUACUGCUCACAUUCGGAGGCAUGCAGCGCGUCUUCUCACUGGUCUUUCUGUUCUCCCAGAAGUCCAGAAAGGAAUUGUGGCAGACAAAUCUUGGUGUAAAUGGCUUGAGGAAUGUGCUAGAGGACAAAUUCCUGGUUGCAAUGAUCUUAAGAUUCAAAGUUAUGCCAGGGCAACACUAUUAAAUGCAUUUUGUAGUGAUCCAGCUAGUUGGAAGUCUCAAAAUGAUGGUGACCCUGACAGUAGGUCUUCGACCAGGAAACAACAUUGCCCUCACUAUGCUGACAUGCUAUUUCUAAUUAAUCCUGAAUUGCCCCAUUGGAAGUGCAUUGAUAAAAACUCCGUUCAUUCACCUGUCAAUAAUGAUUCUGCUGAGGGAGAUAAUAGGCUGUUUUCAAGAACUUUGGAGAAUGACAAUCCUGCUUCUACUUCUGGGUCUGAAAGCUUCUCGAAUAUCGAGGUGCCUCCAUUGGAUGUUGUUUUUGUCCACGGCCUCCGGGGAGGCCCCUUCAAAACUUGGCGAUUAUCUGAGGACAAGUCAUCAACAAAGUCUGGCCUUGUUGAGAAGAUUGAUGAAGAAGCUGGAAAACAAGGGACAUUUUGGCCUGGAGAAUGGCUUGCAGCAGACUUUCCUCAUGCUCGCUUGUUUAGUCUCAAAUAUAAGACUAAUCUUACACAGUGGUCUGGGGCCAGUCUACCUCUUCAGGAAGUGAGCUCCAUGCUUUUGGACAAACUUGUUGCUGCAGGCAUUGGGGAUCGACCAGUUGUAUUUGUAACACAUAGCAUGGGAGGCCUGGUUGUCAAGCAGAUGUUGUAUCAAGCAAAGGCAGAAAACAAAGAUAAUUUUGUUAACAAUACAGUGGGAAUUAUUUUCUAUAGCUGUCCACAUUUUGGCAGCAAGCUUGCAGACAUGCCUUGGCGUAUGGGUCUUGUCUUACGUCCUGCACCCACUAUAGGAGAAUUGAGAAGUGGAUCACCUAGGUUAGUGGAGCUAAAUGAUUUCAUCCGCCAACUUUACAAGAAGAAGUUGAUUGAUGUCCUCAGUUUUUGUGAGACAAAGGUAACCCCAAUUGUAGAAGGUUAUGGAGGCUGGGCGUUCCGCAUGGAGAUUGUACCCAUGGAAUCAGCCUAUCCAGGAUUUGGUGAACUUGUUGUACUGGAUUCGACCGACCAUGUAAAUUCUUGCAAGCCUUUAAGCAGAGCUGAUCCAUCCUAUAAAGAUACUUUAGAGUUUUUGCAAAAGCUGAAGUCACAUUAUACCUGAGAAGAUUCUGUACAUAAGUAGAUAUUACAGUGCUCCCAGUACUCUAUUAUUGAUGUUGUUGAAGCCUUGAUGCUCUGGUUUGGGUUCUGAGACCUCCGAUUGUGGUUAUAUUUAUAAAAGCACCACAAGGAGUGUUGCUUGAGCUGCUCUGCCCAAUGUUCUUACCGUUGCUAACAGUAUGCAGUCAAAGGAUUAUGGUGAUAAUGGAACCAUUCUUGUCGCUUAUUCGGCAGGUGAAGAUGCCUGUACUUGGUGAGCUAGGAGAAUAUCUUUUCAGACUUCUCUGCUAGACUGGUUUUGUGCUUAUUUUUGCGAAGUCUUGGCAUACAUAUAGUCUUCAUCGGCAGAAGAGUUUCAUGGUAUUUGUUUAGCAUUCUAGAUCAUUUGCAGUUUUAGAAUAGGGCUCACUGAGGGAUAGUUGUGGCCCUUUACGUGUAACUUUAUUGAAAUGUAUGUAAAUAUUCUUUCACAGGAUAUAAAAGCAUGGCAGAAGAUUAGAUGAA